Messenger RNA from Adineta steineri, 2019 nucleotides. The record is from the annotation of a GenBank genome assembly. Lineage: Eukaryota; Metazoa; Rotifera; Eurotatoria; Adinetida; Adinetidae.
AUGUUGAAAAAUUCUAAACCUACUCGUCGUACUUCUCGAUCACAACCUAUUACUAAGCCAUUACCGAAAACAGAAGCACGGCGUUUGGAACAUAUAUAUGAAGCAUCACCAUCAAAAAAGACUGUGGAAUGGAAUCCAAAUCGUAAUGAUACGUAUGUUUCGGAUGUUAUUAAUGUUAAAAGUUUACUUAAUAUUCAUUCAUUACACUCCGAACGACGACAACAAAAUGAUAGAAUUUUAGAAAAUGAUCGUAUUACAAUAAAUGUAUGUGGUGAUCGAUAUGAAACACAUCGUACAACACUUGAACUUUUUCCAGAUACAUUACUUGGAAAUCAUAAACGACGAAAAUAUUACUAUGAUAAUCUACAUCAAGAAUAUUUUUUUGAUCGUCAUCGUGCUUGUUUUGAAGCAAUACUUUAUUAUUAUCAAUCAAAUGGUCGUUUAAGACGACCGGAUUAUGUUCCAUUGGAUAUUUUUCUUGAAGAAGUUACUUUUUUUCAAUUAGGAGAAGAAGCUCUUAAUCAAAUACGAAAAGAUGAAAAUAUUAAAGAAGUUAAAAGAAUUCGUCUACCAAAAAAUCAUAUUAAAAGAUUUAUAUGGGCAACAAUGGAAUAUCCAGAUUAUUCAGCAAUGGCUAGAAUUGUUAAUAUUAUAUCAUUACUUAUGGUUCUUGUAUCAAUACUUACUCUUGCACUUGAAUCAUUACCACAAUACACUAAUUUAGAUAAUCUUUUUUGUCAAUACAAUUCAACAACUAACAUAACUAAUUUAGAUAAUACAACAACUUCAAAUUCAUCUGGAGGUGCUUUUUAUGAUUGUGCAGGAUAUUUUACUACACCUUUUUUUAUUAUUCAAGCUAUUUGUGUUGGUUUUUUUACAUUCGAAUUUUUAAUUCGUUUAUUCACUACACCAUCAUUCCUUGAUUUUAUAAAAAAUGUAAUGAAUUGGAUUGAUAUAUUAGCUAUAAUACCAUUUUUUAUAACACUUGGUGUUCGUUUAAUUAGUGCACCCAGCGGUGGAAGUUCAGAUACUUAUGUUGGUCUUCGACUUUUACGUAUACUUCGUCUUGCACGUGCUUUUAAAUUUAUUCGAGUAUUUAAAAGUGUCAAAUCUUUACGUGUACUUGCAACAACAGUACGUCAAUCAUUAGUUGAUUUUUUAAUAAUGAUAAUUAUUUUAACUUUACUUGGAUUUUUAUUUGGUGCUGCUACUUACUAUGCUGAAAAUUCUGCAAAUGGUGAGGCAUUUGAUUCAAUUCUUAAAGCAACUUAUUGGGGUAUUAUUACUAUAACAAGUGUUGGAUAUGGUGAUAUAGCACCAAUAACACCAAUUGGUCGAAUACUAGCUUGUUUUUGUGCAUUAUUUGGUGCUGCAACAAUUGGCAUGCUUGUUUCUGUACUUGUUGAUCGAUAUCAACGUGUUUAUGUUCGAAAAUUAUAUUAUCAAGAAGAAUCGAUUGAUUUUAGUGAUUAUUCCGAUGAUGAAAAUAAUGAUACAGAAAGAGAGCCAAGUACUCAUUCGGAACAUCAUAGUCAUCCAAGAAUUGAAGAUCCAGAUGCACGAGCAAAAGAACAUACAAGAAAUGAAUCUGUUUCAUCUGAUGGAUCACCUGCAUUAUUUCAUACAGUAUUAAAAGAAGGACAAGCAGAAGAUAAUCAUGAUGAUCAUGUUGAAAACAAUUCACUUGGAAGAAAUAGUAAUCGAGUUCAUUUUAUUGUUGGUUAUGUUGAUGAUAACAAAAAUAAAUCAUCACGUGAUUUAGUAGAAAAAAUUAAUUCUAUUGUAACAAAUCAACAAGCAGCUGGGGAUAAUGUGUCAAUAAGUGUUCUUUCUGAUGAUACUAUUCAAGAAGCUCGUCCAUUUGAUGUCCAUUUUGAUCUGGAUUCAUCUGAUGAUAAUGAUGAUGAUUUAAAAGAAAUUAAAAAUGAUCGCCAAAGUAAAGGAAAUCUAUUUAAAAAAUUUAGUCGUUCGUUCUCACAAAGUGAUGGUCAAUUAAAUAAGUCUGAAAAAAAAGCAUGA